AAAAUCACAGCGCCAUCGCACCAUCCCGGCCGCGAUCUGUCAAUCAAAGAAAAGUUUCGUGUCUCGAUGCUUCGACGCCCCAGACCUUCUUCUUCACAUCCCCUCUUCCCGUCUUCUUACAGUACCUCUCCUUCAAACUCUAGCUAGCCUACCGUAGCUAGUAGAAGCUAAAGGAUACUUCUGCCAAUUGAUUGAUGCACAUCAAAGAACCAUGAGAAAUCCCAUCCUAAAGUCAAUUUUCGUGGGCCUGUUCCAUGUGGUCUGCUUGUUGCCGUAUAUGGUACCCGUCGUGCAACACGCCUUUGGAGAGCAGCAAAAGCACAUUUACGAAGUCAAUCGAGUGGCAGUUUUGGACGAGUCGCACAUCAUGUCGUCGGACAAUAAAGAUAUCAAUGGCCCAGAUGUUCCCCUCGAAACCAUUUUCACCAAUGAUUACUGGGGUCGACCCAUGUCGUCUCCUUCUUCUCACAAGAGUUGGCGCCCCCUUACGGUCUUGUCCUUUCGAUGGACGACAUCCCCCAAGCAACCUGCUGCCUAUCAACUGCUGAUCCACCGGUCAUUCAAUAUCAUUACCCAUGCCGCAGUGGCAGAAUUGGUGGGAGCUCUGGCCGUGGAAAUUGUCAAAGGAUUUUUGCCACAAUCACCGCACACAUACGUCUAUACCACCCUUCUCUACGUCAUCACCAAAGCACUCUUUGUACUGCAUCCGACUCAUGUGGAAGCUACUGCUAAUGCUGCCAAUCGACCGCAUUUGCUAGGAGUGCUUUGUGCCGUCCUUCUAUCCAAUCCAGAUCUGCCAUGGGGUCUCUUUGUGUCUAUUCUUGCGGCAGGAUACAUGUUCAGUGAGACCUUUCUCUUCACCAUGCCUCCCGUUUUAGUUACAUUGACGUUGAUUGUCUUGUCACACGAACUAUACAAACGACAACAGACAGAGUUAUUGGCCAGUAAAAAAAUGGCAGAGCAAAAGAAGGAUGACUCCAAAAGCAGCAAAGAUGACGAGGAAGAAGACGAAGAGCCCGCAGAAUCACACAUUUUGGUGACUGUGGUUGCCACCGUGUUGCCCCGUGCAUUUUUAUUGGUGGCAUCUGGCUUUGCCUACUUUGGAGGGAGGUAUGCUAUGGAUUGGCUCAGCAUUCCCGAGGGUCUGAUUCGACCAGCCGAGAACCCAUUUUACAGAUUGGAGGGAUGGACGCGCGUUCGAAGCUAUACCUAUGUCUUGGGAAUACAUAUUGCCAAGAGCUGGUCCAUGGACUUUAUCGGAAUGAGCCACGAAUAUGGACAUGCCUGUGUUCUACCCAUUACCAGCUGGAGCGAUGAACGGUUUAUUGGGACUGUUGUGGUGGGGGCAGUUCUGGCAAUUAGUGUACUGGCGACCAUGCUGAUGACAUACAAAACGCGGCCGUUGGUGACAGUCAUUAUUCUGCUGCAUCUCUCUUGGAUGGUGACAUUCUUUCCAAUAUCUGGAAUUGUGAAAGUCGGUACCUUCAUCGCGGACCGGAUGGUCGUGGCGUCGACAGUUUCGACAUGCAUUUUACUGGGCGUUGUUUUCACCUCCUUGAUUGUUCCACUGUCACCCAAAACAACAAUCGACAACCCUACCCAGCAUAGACCUCGUGCUCCGUCCUACAACAAGACAGUUGCCCUGGUGGUGCUAGCCGUUCUGGGCCAUCAGUGGAUUACCAUUCACAAGCGAACAAUGGAGUGGAUGGGGUGGAUUCCGUUGCUGACCAGUGCUCUGAAGACAUGCCCUUCCUUUGCGAAGGCCCAUUUGGAGUUCAGUAAAAUCACGAAUGGACUCUAUCAAGAAGAAUUUAACUUGACCAAGAGUCGAUGGCAUGUCAUGCAGGCGGAAGCCUACGAUCCCAAUUUUUGUGAUGUCCACCAACAAUACGCACAGAUUGCCGUUCAGCAGAAUCUGUACCUGGAGUUUGAAGAACGUUUGAGUAAAGCAGUUACGUGUACGUUCACUAGCUCUGGCUCGGCCGAUUUGUGGCAACGCUACUGGAAGAUGACAUUGGACCCACAGCAAAAUGGCAAUUCGCAGUCGCUCCAAGCAGCACAACAACGAUAUCAGAACUACAUGAAGGAGAUUCAAAAAGCCAUUGACAGGGAAACGCAGAAGGCGGAAGAAGAGGAGCGAAAACAAUUGAACAAGAAGAAGUCACCCUUCUUCUGGGAUCACAGAGGUAGUUAGAACUUAUUAACUUGUACAUAGAGGCUGGUUAGAAGU
Molecule: messenger RNA, 2230 nt
Organism: Seminavis robusta
Lineage: Eukaryota; Bacillariophyta; Bacillariophyceae; Naviculales; Naviculaceae
Source: the annotation of a GenBank genome assembly